This is a messenger RNA of Pyrenophora tritici-repentis Pt-1C-BFP, 1341 nucleotides long. Lineage: Eukaryota; Fungi; Ascomycota; Dothideomycetes; Pleosporales; Pleosporaceae. The record is from RefSeq and is a predicted model, not a curated record.
AUGUCGAAUCAGUCCAUUCUUAGAAUCACCCGAGAGCUGGGCGAGAUCCAGCGUGGAUCGGACCUUUCUCUAGCCGUUGCCUGCCGUGAUAUUGACGUACGUCAUGUACGAGCGCUGAUUAUUGGCCCGCCCGACACCCCCUAUGAGUUUGGCUUCUUUGAAUUUGCUGUCAAAUUCACCAAAGACUACCCGACCAAGGCACCCAGCGUUACAGCCAUCACCACAAAUGGGGGACGCACCCGUUUCAACCCCAACAUCUAUGCGGCUGGCAAGGUCUGCCUGUCAAUUCUCGGUACAUGGCGAGGGGAGCGUGGCGAAGAAUGGUCUUCUGCACAGGGACUUGAGUCCAUCCUCAUCUCUAUCCAAAGCCUCAUGUCUGGCAACCCGUACGAGAAUGAGCCUGGCUUCGAAGACGCAAAUUCCGACUACGACAAGAAGAACCAAGAGGCAUACGUAGACAAGAUUCGCCAUGAGUCUCUACGUAUAUCUGUCAUCGAGCGGCUUGAGGAGUACCUGGGUAUCAAUCGGGAGAGGCCCGGUGUAACAGUCUACAAUGCCGAGGAAGACUACCAGGCCAGCAGAGAAGAUGCGCCCUUUGAGCCCUUCAAGGACCUCUGCAAGCGUCGCUUCUUAUGGUACUACCAGUCCUACCUGGCUCGAAUCGACGAGGCUGCAAAGAAGAACAAGGAUGGAGACAAGUUCGAGAAGAUGCCAUUUGAAGGCCCAGGCAAUGCCAUGGAGGGCACGUUCAAUUACACCAAUCUCCGAGAGCGUCUUGUAAAGGUGUUUGAGACACUUAACAAGGAGAUGGAGGCUUGGGCUGCAGAGGGCAUGUCGGCUGUUCGAAAGGAGAUGAGCAUUGCCAACAAUCUCCAGCGACAAUAUGAGCAAAUCAUCGAGAACUACAAGAAGCAAGACGCAAUCACACUGGAUCUCGAUCUUGUCGACAAGAAUCCAUUCGUGUGGCAGCUCAUUCUGUUCGGGAGGCCCAUGACGAACCUCGAUGGUGGCAUGUUCAGAAUCAGGCUAUACAUUAGCCCCAAGUUCCCCGACGUAUUGCCUCGUGUUAGGUUUGAGGAGCCAGUCUUGUACCAUCAUCGCGUGUCGCCCGACGGUAUUCUCUGCUAUGAUGCUGCUCGCAAAGAUGACAUGCGAUCACACAUCGAAGCCAUCAUCGCUGCGAUUGAGGAUGAGUCUCCUGCUUAUGACCCACGUACUCUGGUCAAUCCCGAGGCCGCGAAACUUUUCUGGGGCACACCGGAUGACAAGAAGAUGUACAACCGUCGCUUGAGGCGCUCUGCGCAAGAUAGUGCAGAGAUGAACGAGACGGUUCAGCGAUGA